Molecule: messenger RNA, 672 nt
Organism: Cyphellophora europaea CBS 101466
Lineage: Eukaryota; Fungi; Ascomycota; Eurotiomycetes; Chaetothyriales; Cyphellophoraceae
Exons: 2
Coding region: 1-672 (223 amino acids)
Molecular function (GO): protein binding
Source: RefSeq, a predicted model, not a curated record
AUGCCUAUCCGUCACAAUGUCAACCAACAGAACAGACCAGCUCUCCAGCACAUUGACGAGUCUGCAACCGUGCCUGAGUCUCCUCAAGAUGCUCUUACCAUCAAGUUGGACGGCACUUCUGGAGUCUACCGUAUCUCCAAAGAUCUUCUAAUCCGCAAGAGUGCAUUCUUUCGCACCAUGCUCGGAGGCAUCUGGAAGGAGAGUGAAAGUAGCGUCAUAACGCUCCAUGAUGACAAUCCGCAAGCUCUCGAGUUCGUGCUUCAGCUCCUUCAAUCCAAACACCAAGUUCCCGCCUCAUACUUCAGCCCGAAUUCAGAUGUUGCGAAGAGACAGUUCAUUGCGCUUCAUGCCUGCCAGAUCGCGGAUAAAUACGACAUCCCCGAAGUGUCUGGCCAGAUGAUAGACUUCCUCUUGAACGAGGCCUUUAUAUUGGCGAGGCAGCCGAACCCAGCUUCGUUCAUCAUCGAGCAUCACUGCGAUGUGGCAAGGGGCGCCUUUGGGGGACAUUACCCGGACAAGAUUCUGAACGAGGUAUUCAAUUACUAUGUCUACAGGCUGGAUCAUCGGGGCAAGCACGACUCAAGCAAGGCUCUUCUCACGCAUAUGGCACAAGACAAUCCUCAUGUGCUGGUCGAGAUGAUCAUGAGUGAUCUUAGAUCCUCUCCAGUUUAA